Molecule: messenger RNA, 2056 nt
Organism: Suncus etruscus (white-toothed pygmy shrew)
Lineage: Eukaryota; Metazoa; Chordata; Mammalia; Eulipotyphla; Soricidae
Gene: TIGAR
Product: TP53 induced glycolysis regulatory phosphatase
Exons: 6
Coding region: 80-883 (267 amino acids)
Biological process (GO): negative regulation of glycolytic process; fructose 2,6-bisphosphate metabolic process; fructose 1,6-bisphosphate metabolic process
Cellular component (GO): cytosol
Molecular function (GO): fructose-2,6-bisphosphate 2-phosphatase activity
Source: RefSeq, a predicted model, not a curated record
GUGAGCCCGCAGUGCAGAAAAAGCGGCGCACUGGCCCGGGCCAAGGGCUUCUCCUCUCCUCCCUGUGGCCAUCGGCAAGAUGAAGCGCUUUGCCUUGACCUUUAUCCGCCAUGGCGAGACAAAUCUUAACAAGGAGAGAGUAAUUCAAGGACAAGGAGUAGAUGAACCCCUCUCAGAAACAGGUUUUAAACAGGCAGCAGCCGCAGGUGUGUUUCUUGAAAAUGUCCAGUUUACUCAUGUCUUCUGCAGUGAUCUCUUAAGGACAAAGCAGACUAUGCAUGGGAUUUUGGAGAAGAGCAAAUUCUGUAAAAAUAUGGCAGUGCAGUAUGACACAAGGCUUCGAGAGAGGAAAUAUGGAGUUGCAGAAGGCAAGCCACUCAGUGAGCUGAGGGCAAUGGCAAAAGCCAAGGGGGAGGAGUGUCCUUUCUUCACACCGCCGGGAGGAGAGACGCUAGACCAGGUGAAAAUGCGUGGGAUAGACUUCUUCGAAUUUCUCUGUCACCAGAUCCUGAAAGAAGCAGAUCAAAAUGAACAGGCUUCCCAAGAAGGUCCCAACAACUAUCUGGAAACGUCUUUGGCGAAGCUAUUCCCUUUCAGGAAAAACCAUGCCUCCAACUUCAAUUCAGACAGUGGUGCUCUGGACUUGGUGGCCAGUGUUUUAGUUGUGAGUCACGGUGCUUACAUGAGGAGUCUAUUUAACUACUUUAUCGUUGACCUCCAGUGUUCCCGACCAGACACGGUGACGAAAGCUGAACUCUUGUCAGUCAGUCCCAACACAGGGAUGAGUGUCUUUAUCAUAGACAUAAUGAAAGGAGAACAGGUUGAAACCGUAGUUCACUGUGUGUGUAUGAACUUCCAGGAGCAUCUCAAUGGGAUGAACUAAGACUCUCCCAAGCUAAGGGUUUUAGCUCUUAGCUUAAGUCAAGCUUGUAGUCUCGUGAGCCUCUUAAAGGUUAGUGGUGCCUUUGGUUUCGUCUUUCUUCUGCUAGUUCUGAUUUGGAAACGGUUCUCAAGCUAUCUAUCACAGCAGGAUAUAAAACUCAGCUGUUCUCAUAGCCACACUGAAACACUACUUUGGAACACCAUUUCUUUCUUUCUCUUUCUGUUCCGUUUGAUUUUGGGUAUGGGCCACAUCUGGCAAUGCUCAGGGCUUUCUCCUGUCUCUGUGCUCAGGGAUCACUCAACUCCUGGCUGGGCUCUGGGACCGCAUGGGAUGCUGAGGAUUGAACCCACCUCAGCCAUGUACUAGGCAAGCACCUUACCAGCUGUACUAUUUCUCUGGCCUCUGGAAUACUAGAAUUUAUUGUUUCAAACAGAAUGACUUGGUCUGAGUACAGUUGGAACUUUUCCAGAAUACUUUUAGUGCUGUGUAUGCUCAUUUAUAUCUUUAGAAGGUGAAUGGAUAAAGAAAUGAGUUUCUUUAAACUCAAUUGUUGCAAACUAAGGGAAUUAACAUCUCUUACUAUCAGUUGCUGUGUGUGUGUUGUUGUUGUUUUUUUUUUAAUCUUUUUGCAUUGUUAUUUUUCUUUAGGGCAAAAAAGAAAUCCACAAAGAUAAACCAAAACAGUUUAGCCCAUUUUAUUGACUUGGUACUAUAUGUUUUAUACUAUUUUAUCUGAUGCUUGAAGAUGUAACUAAAUACAGUUCUCACUGCAUAUUUAUAGUGACAGUAUGUUCUAUUUUUGAAGUCUUUUGAAAGUAUUAUCAUCCUAAGUCUAUAAACUUAAAAAAAUCACACUUGAAUCAAAUAUUAGCAAAUACAAAGGCAGAAGUCAACUGUUGAGUUUUUUUUUUUAAAUUAUAACGUCAUAAUUUUCUAAAUUGUACAUAAUACAAUUGUUUCAGGCAUUCAGAGUUUCAACACCAAUCCCACCACCUACCUGUAUGACCUUCCCAUCACCAGUGUCCCCAGUUUCCUACCCAUCCCCCAAACCUUGUAUCUCUUUGCAGGUACAAACAAAUGUACUUUAUAUUGCUCGUUAAAAUAAAAAUGGCAAGUGGAAUGAUCAAAAGAUAGAUAAAAUAAAAUCAAUAAAAGUAUCUGUGAUUUAUUCUA